Molecule: messenger RNA, 865 nt
Organism: Acyrthosiphon pisum (pea aphid)
Lineage: Eukaryota; Metazoa; Arthropoda; Insecta; Hemiptera; Aphididae
Product: glutamate receptor ionotropic, kainate 1
Exons: 5
Coding region: 59-850 (263 amino acids)
Source: RefSeq, a predicted model, not a curated record
GUGCUAUGGUUAUACCAUAAAAAUAUCUUCAGGGAUUUUGUACAACGAGGAGAACUCGAUGUUGGAGACGGCCUUUAAGUCUUCCGUGGACGUUGCCAAGGCCAAAAUGAUUGCUAGCGGUGUUGAGUUGGACGUCAUCAGCAAAAUAGUGCCUCUUUACGAUUCGUUCGAGACCCAGCACCAUGUAUGCGAAAUGCUCGCCGAGGGCGUGACUGGCAUGUUCGGCCCAUCCGCCGGAGACACGGCUCCCAUUGUGCAAUCAAUUUGCGACUACAAGGAAAUCCCUCACAUACAGACCCGAUGGGACAUCAACCAAAAACGAGGGUCUUGUCAAAUUAAUCUGUAUCCGCACCCGAGCACUUUGGCUGAAGCACUAAUCGAUAUUAUCAUUGCCGUCGACUGGAAGAGCUUCACCAUCAUCUACGAAAACAACGAAAGUCUAAUGCAAAUCACAAACAUCCUAAAGUCACCGCCGACCAAUCAUCCUAUUCGCAUCAGACAGCUCAGUCCAGGACCUAAUUAUCGAAAAGAACUUCGUGAGAUUAAAGAUUCCGGAGAAACAAAAAUACUACUAGACUGUUCGUUCGGCAUAUUGUCGGAAGUGCUGUUACAAGCGCAGCAAGUGGGCCUUAUGGGAUCUGAACACAAUUUUAUAAUCGCGUCUCUGGACAUGCACACCUUGGACUUGGAUGCGUUCAAGUACAGUGGCACCAACAUCACUGGCAUGAGGUUGGUGAAGCCACUCGACAGCGAGUUCCAAGACACCGUGUCGCAGUGGACAGACAAUUUAAGCCCGCUCGAACCCGAUGACAAAACUGUGUUGCCCGAGACUAUCCAGGUUCGAAUGUAGCGAUCGUCGACUAUA